Molecule: messenger RNA, 1630 nt
Organism: Linum tenue
Lineage: Eukaryota; Viridiplantae; Streptophyta; Magnoliopsida; Malpighiales; Linaceae
Source: the annotation of a GenBank genome assembly
AUGAUUCAUUUAAAUAAAAUGUAUAUGCUCUUCUUAUAUAACUAAUGAUAAGAUGCAUCUCUCACUCUUCAGCAAACAUUAACGAUUCAUUUAAAUAUUGCAGCUUGCUGAGUCACAAACAUGGCCGGCGGCGAAGGGGACAGAAAGCUUCUUCACAUAGCUAUGUUCCCAUGGCUGGCCUUCGGCCACAUGCUCCCUUUCCUCCGACUCGCCAAGAUCAUGGCCAAAAAGGGACACAACAUCUCCUUCAUCUCCACUCCGCGCAACAUCGAUCGCCUUCCCCAACUCCCUCCAUCUCUCACCUCUCUCAUCACCUUCGUCAAGCUUCCCCUGCCUCCCGUCGACGGCCUCCCGACCACCGCCGAGGCAACUUCCGACCUGGAGGGCCAUGAGAUCCUCUACCUAAAGCGAGCGUACGACCUUCUCCGGCAACCACUCUCGGGAUUUCUUAGCAAAUCCCGUCCGGAUUGGAUCCUCUUCGACCAUGCACCAUUCUGGCUGCCCGCCGUCGCUCGUGAACUCGGAAUCCCGACCGUGUUCUUCAGCAUAUUCAUCGCCAGCGUGUUGGCGUUCACCAGCCCGCCGGCGGAUGAGGAACAAGACUAUAGGAGAAGCGCGGAGGAGAUCAUGGUCAAACCCAAGUGGGUCCCGUUUGAAUCCGACAUAGCGUGGAGGUAUUUCGAGGCGGAGAAGAUUUUCCCCAUGAUUCUUGGCGACGAUUUGCAUCCCAAUGAGUUUUAUCGUUUUCGUCAGACAUUGAAAGGAUGCAAUUUGAUCGCGGUUAGGAGUUGCGGAGAGCUUGAAUCCCGUUGGCUAAAUUUACUGCAGGAAAUGCAUCAAAAGCCGGUAUUACCGGUGGGAGAGCUUCCGACGCCAAUCGAGGAGAUAGAGGGAGAUGACUGGCAGAGUUCGGGAUCGAUUAAAGAAUGGUUGGAUGAGCAAAAAAGGGGUUCAGUUGUCUACGUGGCAUUCGGGAGCGAGGCAACAUGGAGUCAGGAAGAGCUAACAGAGAUAGCCAAUGGGUUAGAGCUAUCCGGUCUGCCAUUCUUUUGGGUUCUCCGUACCCGGCAGAGUCCCGACGAUUCGAAAUUGCCUGAAGGGUUCGAGGAUCGAACAAAGAGGCGAGGAGUGGUCUGGAAGGAGUGGGCACCACAAGUGAAGAUUUUGUGCCACGACUCUGUGGGCGGGUUCUUUACUCACUCCGGGUGGAGCUCGGUUGUGGAAGGGCUUCAAUUUGGACGGCCGCUGGUGUUGUUGAUUUGUUACAAUGACCAAGGGCUUAAUGCUAAGCUGCUUCAGCAAAAGGGUGCGGGUUAUUUGGUUCCUAGAGAUGAAAGAGAUGGGCGAUUUACAAGGGACUCGGUUGCUGACUCGUUGACGACGGUGGUUUUGGGAGAAGAAGGAGAGAUCUAUCGAAUUAAAGCCAUGGAAAUGAAAGAGUUGUUUGGUGAUACGGAGAAGCAUGACAGUUAUGUUCAUGAUUUGUUGGGAUACCUUGAGACUAAUUAACACCUCCAGAAAUUUGUGAAGAUAAACUUUGGUAUCGAUUGAAAUAAUUGUGACUUUUGAAGCGCAUCUUUUCCUUCAGAUUUGUAUCUAUCCAAUAUAUUUUCCAACUGAACCUAAUGUG